AUGAGGUGGAACUCAGAAGAGGUUGAAAUUCAUACUUUAGUGAUAAAGACAUCUAUGGAGGAGAUCACUUACAAUGGACUGGUUGAUAGAAUUUGCAAAAAGCUUAUGGUAGAUGGAGCUAUGACGCAGCUUAGACUUAGCUAUUUUCCACUGAUAUUGGAUCCCAAGAAGCCAUCAUAUGUUCGGAAUGAUGGCAAGACACUUAUCUACGUCCGCGGUUUGAUUCUUUGUUGGUCACACGGUUAUGCUUCGAUUGCUAUAUACAACCCUACCACGAGACAGGCCCUUUGCUUACCGGAGCAGAAGUCCAUGCACCUAAAGAGGAACACUUACUUCUUUGGAUACGACCCUCUCGAGAAUCAAUACAAAGUUUUGAGCCUACGAGAACAGUGUAUGGAAGCUUGUCAAGUUUUCACAUUGUCAGUUCCAACGGCUACAAACAAGUGGAGAAACAUAAAAGGCAUUGGACAUCACUAUCCAAUAAUACCUGCUAUUUGCAUCAACGGGGCUAUCUAUUACAGAGCAAGGACUAAAGAAUUUUGUCUUACAUAUGUAUUGAUGAGUUUUGAUAUUAGGUCUGAGAAGCUUGAUCAGGUCAAGGCUCCUGAAACACUGAGGAAUCACCGUUCUAGUCUAAUUAACUACCAUGGGAACGGGAAGUUAGGAUUCAUGUGUUGCCAGAAGGGCGUUGAAAUUUGGGUUAUGGAGCAUACUGAGAAGACACAAGAAUGGUCCAGGAUUUUCUUUUACGAGCAGAUGGUGGAUUUCAAAUAUUGGUCGGGCACGGGUGUUACUCAUGGUGGUGAGAUAGAUUUUGUCACUAAUCGGGCCCGGUAUGAUAAGAUAAAACCAACGGUAAGAGAAAACAGAGUAACAAGAGGAUCAAUGUUCGAAUAA
Messenger RNA from Eutrema salsugineum, 897 nucleotides. RefSeq names its product putative F-box protein At5g50220. The record is from RefSeq and is a predicted model, not a curated record. Lineage: Eukaryota; Viridiplantae; Streptophyta; Magnoliopsida; Brassicales; Brassicaceae.